Messenger RNA from Rhodotorula graminis WP1, 3293 nucleotides. Its product is annotated as glycoside hydrolase family 47 protein. Gene Ontology annotation, molecular function: mannosyl-oligosaccharide 1,2-alpha-mannosidase activity; calcium ion binding. The record is from RefSeq and is a predicted model, not a curated record. Gene Ontology annotation, cellular component: endoplasmic reticulum; membrane. Gene Ontology annotation, biological process: carbohydrate metabolic process; mannose trimming involved in glycoprotein ERAD pathway; endoplasmic reticulum mannose trimming. The coding region runs from base 1 to 3255 and encodes 1084 amino acids. NCBI's taxonomy places the organism in Eukaryota, Fungi, Basidiomycota, Microbotryomycetes, Sporidiobolales, Sporidiobolaceae. The transcript is spliced from 9 exons.
AUGCAUGGCGCCCUACGCCCCAUCCGCACCCUCACGGCCCUCGUCACCCUCGCCCUCGCCCUCGUCCUCCUCCUCCCCACCACGACCCGCGCCGCAUCAUGGUACUCGCCCGACCGCAAGCGCAGCCUCCGCCACCUCGCCGAGGCCACCUGGCGCCACGCGUACGACUCGUACAAGCUCCACGCCUUCCCCGCCGACGAGCUCCUCCCCCUGUCCUGCGUCGGCCAGGGCCACGACCGCCUCGACCGCACAAACGCCGGCGUCAACGACGUCAUGGGCGACUACCUCUUGACCGUCGUCGACUCGCUCGACACGUUCGCCAUGCUCGGCGACAAGCCCGCGUUCGAGCAGGCCGUGCGCGAGGUCAUCCACCACGUCGACUUUGACCUCGACUCGCGCGUCCAGGUCUUCGAGGUGACGAUCCGCAUGAUGGGCGGCCUCCUCUCGGGCCACCUCCUCGCGCUCCCUCCCUCCCCACCCGGCGCUCCCCUCAACGGCUCGACCUUCACGUCCUCGAUCCGCGGCUUCGACCUGCCCUGGUACCGCUCCGAGCUCCUCGCCCUCGCGCACGACCUCGGCCGCCGCCUCCUCCCGGCGUUCGACACCCCGACCGGGAUCCCGUUCGCGCGCGUGCACCUCCAGACGGGCAUCCGCACCGGGUCAAAGGGCGGCAAGGCGCUCGAGACGGGCGAGACGUGCGCUGCAGGCGCCGGUUCGCUCCUCCUCGAGUUCAUCACCCUGUCGCGCCUGACGGGCGACCCGCAGUUCGAGCUCGCGGCGCGCCGGGCCUUCUUCGCCGUGUGGAACCGCCGGUCCGACAUUGGGCUCGUCGGCAACACGAUCGACGCGAGGACGGGCGUGUGGCUGCAUGCUGUCGGUGGGACGGGAGCCGGCAUCGAUUCGUUCUACGAGUACGCCGCCAAGGCCUACGUCCUGACGGGCGAGGACGAGUACCUGCGCGUGUGGGACGAGGGGCACGCGGCACUGCAGCGCUACGUCCGCUCGAGCGACGGCUUCUGGUACCGCCCGGCGCACAUGAGCACGGGCCAGCUCGCGUCGUCGUACGUCGACUCGCUGUCGGCGUUCCUCCCCGGCGUGCAGGUCCUCAUGGGCGACCUCGACAGCGCGACGCGCGCCCACGCGCCGUUCGCCUUCAUGUGGGACCGGUAUCGAGGCUUGCCCGAGCUGUUUGACACGCUGCGCAGGCAGGGCGGCGGCCUGCAGCUCGGGUACCCGCUCCGGCCCGAGUUCAUCGAGAGCAACAUGUACCUGUACCAGGCGACGGGCGACGAGUGGUACCUGUCGAUCGCCGAGCGCGCCCUGCACGACAUCAACGCGCGCGCGAGGGUCGAGUGCGGGUUCGCCGCCGUCAAGGACCUGCGCACGGGCGAGCUCGAGGACAAGAUGCCGAGCUUUGUCACGGGCGAGACGCUCAAGUACCUGUACCUCACGUUUGCCGAGGACUCGCCCUUCCUCCGCGACGACUCGGCGUUCGUGUUCACGACCGAGGGCCACCCGCUCGAGAUCCCGCACCCGCCGCCGACCGCCUCGCAGCGCUCGCGCUCGCGCGGCAAGCGCCCACUCGCUCGACCCCCUCCCUCAUCCUCUUCCUCCUUGCCCAGCUCCGCCGGCUCGACUUCUUCUUCUUCUUCGACCUCAUCCUCGCCCACCCCGGACGCCGACACCGCUGCAGCCGCCUCGGCGCCGACCUGUGCGGCGCACGACCCGCUCGCCGACGAGCGGCACGCGCACUUUCUCGCGCUCGGCAUGGACCGGCGCACGGACUGGGAGCACGCGCGGUGGCUCGUGGGCCAGGUCCCGAGCGCCGAAGACGAGGAGAGGCUCGUGCGGGACGGGACGUGGAGGGCCGAGGGGUGGUGCGAGGUGCCUGCGGGCGAGGACCCUUCCACCACCUCGACCCUCGCGACGCAAUACGCCUCGCACCUCGCCGCCGUCCGCGCCUUUAUCGCGUCGCAUCUCCCGUCCGACUCGAGCAUAGAGCUCCUCUUUGCGGCGACGAGCGACGGCGAGGUCGUCGCGCCGAGCGCGGCCCAGCUCGGCCCGCACGAGAGCGGCAGCGGCGACGUCGUCGUGCACUCGAUCGCGGGACUGCGCUUCUCGCUCGCGCGCACGGGCGAGGGCACGGGCGCGAGCGCGCCUGGGGCAGGUGGAUCAGGGGCGGGAGGAGGAGCAGGGUCGGCAGGGCAGGCGCAGGGCUGGUACGCCGUGACGCGCGUCGGCGGCGUGACCGUCCCAGCGGGCAAGAGCGUCGUCAUCCGCGACGAGGCGGUCCUCGCGGGCCUGACGCUGCCGCGCAAGCGCGUCGAGCGCGUCGUGCUUGACGCGGUCGUCGCGCCGGCGGACGAGCCGCCGAUGCGCGAGGAGGAGGAGGAGGAGGGCGACGAGGAGGGCGGCGAGGUGGGGCAGGUGGGGCGAGGCGGGCGGGCAGGGAGGAAGCUCGAUCGGUUCAUCGACAUGGUGGUGGGCGGGCGAGGCGACGCUGUCGAUGGCGCGACUGAGGGCGCAGCCCUCGACAACGUCGACGACCCGGACCUCGACCUCGACCUCGACCCGUCCCUGCCGCACGCCCUGCAGCUCGACGCCCUCGCCGCCUCGUUCGGGCCCUCCCUCACCGACCUGAACCUCGCCUUUGCCCUCGAUGGCGGCCCCCUUCCGCUCGUCCUUCCUCCCUCGACCGCCUCGCCGUUCGGCUGCGCGCCCGUUCCCCUCCCUCGCCCCGACUCGACUGUCGAGCCCGACGCCGCACCACCUCGCCAUAUCCUCCUCCUCCGUCGCGGCGAGUGCUCCUUCGCCCAGAAGGCCCACCACGCCGCGCGCUCGGGCGCCGCCGGCGUCGUCCUCGUCUCGGGUCCAGGCGACGCCGAUCCCGACGGCGACGGCGCCGACGCCGGCGAGGGCUUCAUCGUCCCGAGCGCUGCGGCCGACGACGAGCCCGAGGGCACGAUGCGCGACCUGGUGCCGCUCGUGCUCGUCGGGCGCAGCGCCGGCCUCGAGCUCGAGGCGCUCGUGCGCCGCGUGCGCGAGGCGAACGCACGGCUCGAGGAGGGCUGGUCGGCGGCGCGCGAGGACGAGGUCGAUGCGGGGCAGCGGGCGGCGCACGUGUGGGUCACGGUCGAGCGAGGCGAGGGGGAGGACGAGGACGAGGUGGUCGACUCGGAGGUGGGCGGGAUUUACACGCUCGGCGGCUUUGCCGUCACCAACUGCCGAGUGCAGCACGGCGGCAGACGUACAUAGACUAGACACAGCACCUGUUGUAAUCCUCUCGCUCUGCG